UAGAGGAACACUGUACCUUCAUGGUAGAUGGACACACGUUGAGCUGAUGGGCCAUUUUUUCCCCGUUAGUCACAUCAAACCCAUUUCUGUGUGACAGUGCCUAGCACACAGCACUCCAGACCGCAGGCCAACUGUGCCUGGCAAGGGGAGUCUCUUAUCAUCCGGGCCCACCCGGGUGACUUCAGUUCCAUCGCAGCUGGCGGGUGAGAUAGAGGAACACGUUCUGCAUGACCGAAGUGGUUCCCCUUCACUUCCUGUACAUCAUGCAAGACUGAAAGAGCAACUUCUGACGGACGGACUGACUGAGAAAGUACCGGGCCCACCGUUCAUAAGACGUGGUAGACAAUGUUAUUGUUUUACAGCACUUUAAACAACAUUGGUGAUUGAGGAGGGCAGAGGUCAGGUCCACGCUGUCAUUGCAAAAACCCAGUGACCACAGUUACCAUGGAGACGCUGGAUGUCAUUCAGACCCAGUGGACCCAGGCGAGAGAAUACGACCAGAAGAUUGAGCAGCGGGCAGAGAAACACAAGGGUCUCAGAGGUCGUAACAACGGCACUUCCUGUAGAAGCCCCACCAGAGAACUGGACACAAGGUGGAUCAAGACAGAGCUGAAGCGUAAGAGACAGCAGGAAUUUCACAAGAGGCGUUCCAUGAGCCCAGAGAGGGCCAAAGACCAUGUGAGGGACAAGACUUGUGUCAUCUGUAACACAGCCAAGUCAGAGACACCGUGGGCCAAGGUCACAACGACAUCCAAGACAGGAAGGGCCGGAAACACAGCAAAGAUCAAGGACGACAGUUGUGUGAUGUGCGAUGAUGCCAUGACAGAGUCAUUGCGAGGUAGCGUCAGUUGGACUUUGACCCCUAGGUCAACAGCUAAUGGACAUUCAUUGAUAAUGUCUCGAAGAACGAGGGUAACCAAAGAUGACCUGGCUGAACUGGAGAACAGUGAAUGGGCCUCAAUAUGGACUGACCAAACACCAAUACGAAAAAACACGAAGAUCUCCGCAAGAAAACUAGAGUCAGUUUUCUCCACUUUGACCACCUCCAACUUGGCCAAAUCGUCAACCUCCACGCUGAACAGUGAACCACACACAUCCACAACUACAACCUCUAUCCUCAACCCACUCACCAGUGCCUCCACCCCAAACAGAGGACCACGUACCUCUGGCCCCUCCCCCAACAGGAUUGCCACUCCUACCUCCACCUCAAUCAAAGAGGUCCAGCCGAGGUUAAAAACCUCCACAAACACAGAAAUGGGCAUCCUGAAGGGAGCGGGUCGAUCCAAUAGAUGUAAAAACCCCCUGACUGAGGCCAGUGCCCAGGCAGAGCCUGGCUUUAUUACCGUCAAGGAAUCGGAAGUUCUUCUAUUGGCUGAUUACUUGCAGGAGGCUCUGUGGAGAGAGGAGGGCCUGAAGAGGAAGCUGGCUGUCAUCCAGAAGAGUAGCUCCACCCUGCUUCUCCAUACUGAUCAACUAUGGACUACCCGCUGCAAUGAAGACCUGCUGAAGACCAAGAUCAAGGCCUUGGAGUCUCAGCUGCAAGUCUGUCUGAAGAAGCAGAAGCUUCCUCAGGAUGGAGUGAAGAAGCUGACGCUACAGAUGGAGCAGCAGAAGGGGGCAUACGAGGGGAAAGCCUUGGAAGCCAUUCAAAGAGCUACGGAGGAGAAGAACAAAGCUCUCACCCAGGCUGAGACAGUUGAGAUGCUGCUGCAGGCAGCCAGGGAGGAGGCAGCUCGGUGGCAGAGUAAGUAUGAGCAGAUGAAGGAGCACUCGGAACAGCUGGAGAACAUCAGGAGGGCCAGCGCUGACCAGUUGCUUCAGCUGCACAACCAACUGGAGCUGGUCUGGGGUCAGGAGGCGGGGCUGAGGGAGGAGCUACAGGCGAUGCGGCGUGUGGAGGAGGAGCUGCGCUACAGCGUGGCCAUGUUGGAGGAACAGAACCAGAGCCUGGCCCAAGAGGUCCAGAAGACAAAAGAUGUCAGCACUGUGGUCCAGGACUUCUGGGGAGAGCCUUCAGCCCACUCAGCCAUGUUGCCCGAGAACUCAGAGUUGGAGCAGAACCUGGCCCAGUUCGACUUUAUGUUGGGGGAGCAGAAAGAGGAGCCAGAGGUGGAUGAAGUAGAGGAGAAAGAGGAGAAGAUGGAGGAGGUGGCGGACAACGAGGAAGAAGAGACGGAUGAGGAAGAAGAGACGGAUGAGGAAGAAGAGCGCCAGGGGCAGUCAGGAGACGGAGAUCAGGUUGUGGAGCAGCUGCGUCACACUCAGGAGAGACUACGGCAGAAGGAGAGAGAGUGUGAGGAGCUGCAGGGUGAGCUAGAGGUCAUGGAGGCUGAGUGUCAGUCUUGCCAGGUCCGGCUGACGCAGUGCAGGGAGGAACUCCGACUGCUCAACCAGCGACACGGCAGUAAGAAGCCUGGUGUCUCGUGGCUAUGGCCCUGUGUUUUCCUCCUGCUGCUCCUGUCUGUGGUGACGGCGGCCAUCUUGUGGGCGUGGCAACCCUCCUUCGGUGACCAAGUCCAGUACCUGUACUCCGCUGCAGUGGAACUCAUAGAGGACUAUCUACGACAGGCCACCUCAGUGCAACACUCUGCCUGCUUUAGGCCAAUCUGACCACCAGUAACAACCAGUAACAACCAGUAACAACCAGUAACAAUCUGACCACCAGUAACAACCAGUAACAAUCUGAACAUCAGUAACAACCAGUAACAAUCUGACCACCAGUAACAACCAGUAACAAUCUGAACAUCAGUAACAACCAGUAACAAUCUGACCACCAGUAACAACCAGUAACAAUCUGAACAUCAGUAACAAGCAGUAACAAUCUGACCUCCAGUAACAAUCUGAACAUCAGUAACAACCAGUAACAAUCUGAACAUCAGUAACAACCAGUAACAAUCUGACCACCAGUAACAAUCUGAACAUCAGUAACAAGCAGUAACAAUCUGACCUCCAGUAACAAUCUGUAACAAUCACUAACAAUCUGGCACUGAGAUUAGCACGGCACAGGUUGGGAGUUGGAAUUUGUCUUGGAAUAUUUGUUUGAGUAACAUUAUACCUUUUUGUGAAAAAUAUUUAUAUAUAUAUUUUUUAAUUGUAUUUAAUGGAAAAUGGAAAAUGCCAUACUAGUGUGGCAUUCAAUAGGGGAAAACCUGAGCAAACCAAACAGAUGAUGAUAUAAAAUUGAAAUAAAUGUAUUAAUUAAUUGUAAGUCAACCUUCUGUCUUUAUUGAUAGGAGAGGUGACAAUGACAAUUGUAUAUACAGUUUUAUUAAAUAUAAGAUAAAAGUUUACAAUAUGUGCAAUUUACAAAAACUCAGGGAUGAAAAUAAAAAUGUGCUGCCAAUUUA
Messenger RNA from Esox lucius (northern pike), 3347 nucleotides. Its product is annotated as TRAF3-interacting JNK-activating modulator. The record is from RefSeq and is a predicted model, not a curated record. The coding region runs from base 445 to 2610 and encodes 721 amino acids. Lineage: Eukaryota; Metazoa; Chordata; Actinopteri; Esociformes; Esocidae. The transcript is spliced from 16 exons.